GUCGAGCACCGUUGUAACAUGAGAGAUUAGUUUGUGCAAGUCACAAUAGGUUUGUCGCUCAAUCCGGAAUUUUUAUCCUUAUCUCGAAAUUCAUUCCAUUUUUAAUAGUAUGUUUUAAUCGUCCCCUUGCAUGCAGGUAUUUGUUCCCCGUCACCUGGACUCAGAGCAGACAUGGUAGAACCAACAACACACAAGUUUGCAACUCUAGAAGAGGAGCUGGGCUUCUGGAAGGAGCAGGCAGAGACACAUCAACAGAGGGCUCAAGAGGCUCAGGAGGAGCUGCAGGAGUUUCAGCAGAUGAGUCGAGACUAUGAAGCAGAACUGGAAACUGAGCUGAAGCAGUGUGAGGGUCGAAACAAAGAGCUGCUUUUGGACAACAACCGACUUCGCAUGGAACUUGAAAGCAUAAAGGAAAAAUUUGAUGUCCAGCAUUCUGAUGCUUUGAGGCACAUCUCAACACUGGAGGAAGAUCUGGUCGAAACCAGAGCCGUCAGAGAUCACCUGCAGAAAUACAUCAGGGAGCUCGAGCAGUCCAAUGAUGACCUGGAGAGGACCAAAAGGGCUACCAUCAUGUCUCUGGAGGACUUUGAGCAGCGGAUGAACCAUGUCAUUGAGAGGAAUGCCUUUCUUGAGAGCGAGCUGGAUGAGAAGGAGAACCUGCUGGAGUCUGUUCAGAGGCUCAAGGAUGAGGCCAGAGAUCUCCGCCAGGAGCUUGCUGUGCGUCAGAAGGAAAGACGUCCGUCCAGCAGCCUGAGCAAAGACACAGAUCGAGCAGAUCUGCCGUGUCCCUCGGCUGGUAACCCAUCCUUCCCUGUCACUCCCUCUAAACCGCUCAGCUCAUUUGUCACGCCCCCUGCUUCCAGCAUCCGACGAGGUGAUGGUCUAACUGGGACUCCCCUCACUACAUCUGCCAGAAUAUCAGCACUCAACAUCGUAGGGGAGCUGCUCAGAAAAGUCGGAAAUCUGGAGUCCAAGUUGGCAUCCUGUCGAGACUUUGUGUACGACACGUCUGUUAGCAGACCGGCCCUUCCAGCUGGUCCUGGUAGUCCCGCAGGUUUAGAAGCAGGGCCUGAGGUCCAAACUACCGGCAUGAGCCCCCCUCCUCAGUAUGACAGUUUAGUGAAGCGGUUAGAGUUUGGACCAGCUCCUCCGAGAGGGGUCUCCCAGGGUGCUCAGUCUCCACAGGGAGGAGUCAAGAUCCUGCUAUGAGACAAAAUGAAGACAAGCCACCUCCUUUCUUCAGUAACCUCACCCCAACCUCUACCCUCCCCCCCUACCUCCUUAGUAAACUACAGCAAUGGGAUGUUAAACUGAGCUGUCUUCCCCUGUCGCCAUGUGUCCUGCUGAACUAUUUGAACACGAAAGCCACCCUCGUUGCUCCGUGCCCCACAUAAUCAGCGCAUGGACUCCUGCUGCCUCAGGCUAGUAUCACACCGUAUCUAUUAUAAGAAGCAGCACUACAGCUUGUAUAAAGUCAAGGAGUGCAGAACUAACUGCUCACACAUUAUCCCCUACGGUAUCUUUGACGCUGUGGUGGGUGGCUUCUGAAAAAGAAAAAAAAAAAACUUCUGCAUUAGCUGAUUCGCUUUCACUGAUGGACCAAGCACAACAGGGCUUUUGGAAGAUUCUUAGGAAAAAACAAAUAUAUUUAGGGUGGUUGUUGCACUUACCCAUUAAUCCACUGAUGUAGGGACCCAAAUUAGAGCCAGUCAGAGUAUAAAAAACAGCCGCUGGAAAUAGGGUCCCCAGUGUAGGGACCAAAAACCUGGGAUGUUAUUCAUUAAAAAAAGUGUUAAUGACCAAGUCCAAACCAAAGCUGUGAUAAAUGGGGGAAAGAUGAUCAAGCAAGAAAAAAUGGGUUCAUUUUCUCUUUUGUAAAUCUGAACAUUUUGUUAGUAAUUUCAUUAACAAGUCUGUUUUUGUUCUUUAUUCUUUAAAGUAUGGGUUUGAAUAAUGUAGUUCUAAUCAAGAAUGGCAUUGAUUAGCUUGUCAGUGACAAAGACUGAUGUGGAGGAGCUGGUUAAAACGAUGGAAAUCAUUUUUUUCCCUCAUGAAACUUCUGACUCAAUUCUCCACUGUUACAAAAACCAAUCGUUUAGAAAGAGUUAAGAAUGAAUUAGUUGCUGCCACGAGUUUUAGCCAUCGCUGCCUUCAUCACUGUUAUUACCUCUUCGGUUCGUAGGCCUUGCUUCGCUGCAAUAGUUGAGAUAAAUGAAAUCUAUUCCUCACGCUGCCAGGCUUCUAAAAAAUGAGGAAAAUGUCACUUCUCUUCAGGCUACUUUAAAUAAUUUCACGUAGUAGUUUGUUAAAUUCAGUUUGGCCCUUGUCAUUUCUGUCCCUUCCUCCCUGCCAUUGCACAGAGUUGUUUUAACAGACUAGUCAUUUUCUAGUAUGCAAGGCUUCUAACUGUGAAGAAUAGGUAUAGGUUUUCUGCCUCAGAUAAGAUUCAUCAAGCUGCAGAUUUAUUUAGUGUUUCCAAGAACUUUUUUUUUUUUUACUAAGAUUAUUUUAUUCGACUGUAGAAUUUAGUCCGGCACAUGUGCACUACUGAAUGUAUAGUAAUAAUUGUAGAGGUGUGAGACCUCCUGUCUGCCAUUGAGGGUUAUACGGUGGGCGAGGAAAAAAUACAAAGCAAUAAUAGAUUUUAACAGGUCAAAGAUAAGCACAGUUCGUACUAUAUUUGUGUAGGUAAAUAGAGCCUAUAUUGAAACCCCUUGUCCUGCCUUGUAGAAAGAGAUGUUGUGAAUGGGGGGGAAAUAGAGCGAUGGACAGUUUUAAUGUGACACCAGUGCUUUUCCCUGAAAUGUUUCUGGUUAAUCUGGAGUUCUCACUACUGCCAUCCAGCAGCUCAUCAAGCAGAUAUUUCAAUACAUAUCUAAAUAUCAGACUUAUACAGCAGUCAUCGCUGUAUACUGCACUGUAGCCUGUGUGUAGGAAUUAACUUCAUACAUAUGAGAAACGCAGUUCCUGCUCCUCUUUGCUGUUUAACCUUCCUCAGACUAACACGAGAACUAUAACAGUAAUCUAUGACCACUGUGUACUGGGUGUUUGUUUGUGUGCAGCAGCUCUGCAACUGCUCUCUGUAUUUGGACUUUAAACUGUAUGUGCCUGAGGUACUAUACCCAACUUUUAUCCUGUUGGUAUGCAGUUGUUGUUUUUUGUUUUUUUUAAUUGAACUGAACAGAUUAGAGUAAUGUUCUGUUGUGAUGUUUAAGUUUGUUCUUUGAAGUUACUGAUCAAGACAGAAACAUUAAAAGGAGAAAAUCUAACCUUUUUUUAAAAUAUCUUUAUUUCUUGUGCAGGUGGUUCAACAAUUAAUAGAUACAAAUGGUGUUAUGUAAACAUCCGUUGAGUACAUAUAACAUUAGAGAAAUGAGAAUGAGUUAGAUUAGGGUGAUCAGGGGCGUUUUAAACAUGUACAAUAAACCUGGACACAUGGAAAAUACUGAAAAUGAAGACGCGAGUGCUGUGAAGUUUCCAAUGCUGACAUCCGGCACGUGACUUUAUAGUUGGAGUAACCCUAAACUUUAUUUUUUGCCAUGAAACAAAAUGUUAUUAAUGGACUAAAAGUUAUCUAAACACAUCUGGGCACAAGAAAGGUGCAAAUAAUACAAAUCAGUGACUUUAGAAAAUGUCCGACAGCUAGAUAUUUGUUCACUGGGGUACAAAUGGCAGCACUGACUGGAGGCAGACUGGGUAUAGAAACAUCAGUCUGCAUAUCCACUCCGAUAAACCACUUCAGUGCUGCUCUGAAACACUAACAGCAGUCACAGGCAACAGGACGACAGUCGCUGAUAAUAGUUACACAUCUGUAGAUUUACAUUAUGUCUCUGCUCGUAAAUUCUUAAGGUCACUUAUUGUGCAGACCCGAGGUUUUUGCUGGCAACUUAGCGUGGUAAUUAGAGGCACCUAUUUUUGUGUACAAAACCUUGCAUAAGAAAGAAUCAGUCAUUCAGUGCAGUACAAAACAGUGUAAAUUAAAAAAAAAAAAAAAAAAAAUGAAAGGAACAGCAAAUCACACAUCA
Messenger RNA from Toxotes jaculatrix (banded archerfish), 4025 nucleotides. Its product is annotated as nuclear distribution protein nudE homolog 1-like. Gene Ontology annotation, cellular component: kinesin complex; centrosome; kinetochore. Gene Ontology annotation, biological process: establishment of mitotic spindle orientation; mitotic centrosome separation; cell migration. Gene Ontology annotation, molecular function: microtubule binding. NCBI's taxonomy places the organism in Eukaryota, Metazoa, Chordata, Actinopteri, Toxotidae. The transcript has 9 exons. The coding region runs from base 172 to 1209 and encodes 345 amino acids. The record is from RefSeq and is a predicted model, not a curated record.